AUGGGGAGAUUAGCUUUCGGUUCAAUUGGCGACUCUUUCAGUGUUACGUCGCUAAAAUCCUACCUAUCUGAAUUUAUAGCGACGCUUCUCUUUGUUUUUGCUGGUGUUGGCUCUGCUAUUGCUUUUAAUAAGUUGGAAUCUGAUGGAGCAUUGAACCCUUCGGGUUUAGUUGCGAUUGCUGUUGCCCAUGCAUUUGCCCUGUUUGUCGGGGUUUCUAUAGCGGCUAACAUAUCGGGUGGACACUUGAAUCCAGCUGUCACACUCGGAUUGGCUGUUGGUGGCAACAUCACCAUCAUAACUGGCAUCUUCUAUUGGAUUGCUCAAUGCCUUGGAUCCAUUGUUGCAUGUCUACUCCUUAAAUUCGUCACUAAUGGUUUGAGUAUUCCAACACAUGGGGUUGCUUCGGGGAUGAAUGGAUUCGAAGGCGUGGUAAUGGAGAUCGUGAUAACAUUUGCACUCGUUUAUACUGUCUAUGCUACUGCUGUUGAUCCAAAGAAGGGUUCUAUUGGAACAAUUGCUCCAAUUGCUAUCGGGUUUAUAGUUGGUGCUAACAUAUUGGCUGCUGGACCAUUUAGUGGCGGUUCGAUGAACCCUGCUAGGUCAUUUGGACCGGCUGUGGUUAGUGGUGAUCUGUCACAGAUUUGGAUCUAUUGGGUUGGUCCACUUAUUGGUGGAGCCCUAGCCGGUCUUACCUUUGACAACAUCUUUAUCGGAUCGCAGAAUGCAUAUCCGUCUUCUAAUGACUAUGCAUAA
Molecule: messenger RNA, 753 nt
Organism: Impatiens glandulifera
Lineage: Eukaryota; Viridiplantae; Streptophyta; Magnoliopsida; Ericales; Balsaminaceae
Product: aquaporin TIP2-3-like
Exons: 3
Coding region: 1-753 (250 amino acids)
Biological process (GO): water transport; transmembrane transport
Cellular component (GO): plant-type vacuole membrane
Molecular function (GO): water channel activity
Source: RefSeq, a predicted model, not a curated record